GGGCGCCCCUACCCGGUGGCCUUGAUCGACCUGCCUGAGCUUCCAGCACGAAUGCUUCCAAGACAUUGACUAGUCUAGGCUUCUACAUUCCUGUCACCGAGGCGUUUACCAAAUGCCUAGUAUAUUCUCCCGCCUCAAGGGGAAGGACGGCCCCACCAAGAUAUCCAAGUCCAAGAAGAAUGGUAACCUCGAUCACCUCACAAACCAGCUGCCGCAGAAGCCUCAAUGGGAGGAUGGCUUCGCGCGAACGACGGUCGAGCCCGAAGAGGUUCAGGAGCUGGUGCACCGUUGCACAUCGGAGCUGAAGGCUAGAGGCCUUGACAUACCAUUCUUGCUCCUCCCUUUCCGCCCGACCUCUAACCCUAGUGCAGUCCGGACGUUUAUACGGCAUUUCUUUGACCACUCCUCGAAUCUGCGCGGUGAUGUGCUGGGUCAGGAGCUUCGAAUGCUAGAACCAAUGGUAAUCUCUGGCGUUAUUAAGUGGUGCUGGGCUAGGUUGCAAGGUGGCGUAGUGGGCUGGGAUGCCUAUGAGCUGUUCAAAGUGGGCGAGCAUGACUCGGAUAUGGCGCGCGAUUCCUUCCGAACGUUCAUACCCCUCAGUGUAGAGAAUGAGGCGAGGACAUCCAUAAUAUUCGACUUCUUCGAUCUGCUCGCUGCCGUAGCCGCGCACGGCAAGAUGAACGGCUUCGGUGGUCGCAAACUCUCUCGGAUGGCUUCUUGGUGGGCUUUCGAACACAAGGAUACUAGCAACGGCUUCGAGGGUGGCUACAAACUUUGGCUCAGAGCAGCGGAUGCGACCAGCCAUCUGUUCUUCGCCUACCUACGAUCAGUUGCCCCUCAGCAAACACAGGCUGGAAUCUCCAUGCUUCCAAUGUCACUUCAGAAAUUGCUUCAGGAGACCGAGUAUCCUCCGGAAAGGCCGUCGCUCAUGAUGUCAACAACAUACAAGGUGGUAAUGAUCGUCGAGACAGUAUCGCCGACCCCAUUUGCGCUCCUCAGGCGAGGCAACCAUUUCCAGUACCGGGACAGCGACCGGCCAUUAUUUGAAUUUUCCGACUAUGAGGAUCCUGUCCAGGCAUUGACGGAGGAGUGCCGCAGAGUUCUUAAGGCGAUUGCUGCGGCAAACCAGACGCAGGCAGUGUCCAGCGCCAAGCAUUCGACGGGGCUGCGCGAUGCCUCUUGGUCACGAUUUGAGGAUAUCGGAUUCGGUGCGACGCUAAUGGAGGAGGAUGAUGAUUCGGAGCAGAAGCAAGGGAGACGACAGAUUACUGGGCUCAGGACUACGCCAGCUUCGGGAGUGAAUCUUGCACGGCCAACCACGCCAUCAUGGGCCGACUUUUUGUCUUCUGGAUUUGCGCAGGAUGGGCCCAACAGCCCCUCGAACCUCCUACUCCCACCCGACAAGGUGCUCCCGCCCAUCGACACGACAGUCCGUCAGCGCAGCGCACAGUCUCACCGGCCAAGGCUGGAGUCGGAGCAGAACCUGGAGCCAGGAGAGCUGGCAAGCAUAUCCCGUUUGGAGCUGGAUGACUCGUUCUGGUGGGUGUGGAUGACCAGCCUCGCACCCGAGGAGACAGCCGAGAGAAAGUCUUCGUUUGGACGAUGUGCCGUUAUUGAGACGCAGAUCCGCAGCGGACGUUGGCUGAUAUUCGAGGAGAUGGUCAAGGGCGCCGCGCCGGAGCCCGAUGAGGGUGCUUAUAUUGCGGAGAAGAAGAGUUUCUUCAGUUGGACGCGCCGCAAUAAGACAGGCAUGUCUCGCAGCAAGUCGGUGGGUAAGAAUAUGCUCGGCAGGGGAGAUGGUCAUGGCAGCGACAUGAGCAACAGCAAGACAAGCAUCGGCCCAGAUCAGCAAGCCAGGAUCCAAGCGGCAGCACAGAGACUCCACGAAAGAGAGAUGAUGGAGAAGCAAGCGGCUGCUCAGAACUCGCCGACAAGGCGUGGAAGGACGGACGCUGAGCUGAUUGCCGAAAAGACAAAGAGCAUCAUGACGAUCCAAUCUGGUCUGAAGACUGAGGCGUCCCCGGCGAUGCAGUGGGCAAACCGGUACGACAAGGAGGCCAUCCGCGAAGCCUAUCUGUCCAGUUCCAGCACAGGCCGGGGUCUUGGUCAGUCAACCAUGCAGACCAAUGGCAACGGUUCAUAUACGCCCAUCCAAGAGGAUGACGAAGCGCCGCCCCCUCCUCAGAAGUCGCCCUCUCUAUUCCCCCCUGCUUCGCCCGCAGUGGCGCCACAAUCUCCCGUCACGAGACAGCCGCUUUCGCAGGGGCCAACGCCAGAGCCGGCGGCCUUGCCUCCGCCUCCCCAGGGGCAGCAUAGUAUGGACCUGCAACGAAGCAACCUGGUUUCCCCAGAACCCGAUUUCAGCCCUGAUAAUAAAAAACAGCAGAAAAAGUUGCACAAGGAAAAGGAGAAGGAGAAGGGAUCAGGUGGAUUCAGAAAAUUGUUUGGUCGCAAGAAGGACAAGGAGCCUAAACAGCAACAGGGCUCUGAGUUUACAAGCAACGGCUUUCCGCCAGUAGCAGCGGCAGGAGUAGCAGGAGGCACAGUAGCCGCCGCCGCACUGUCGCCGGAGCCCCAUAUGGCUGGAGCAAGCUCGCUCGCAGCGCCCAGCGAGCGAACCGAGGAUCUGACGCCUCGAGCCCACACUCCCGUCACACCCACCAUACCCGCAGCCGGCGGCCCACCUCCCGUCACAGAAUAUGAGCCAUCCAUUGAGACAGUAUCGCCGAUCGAGACGGUGGAUGCCAACGAGGCGCACGAGGAGUUCAGUCGGUUUGACCAGGGCCCACUAGCGGACCAGCCAGCGUUUAUUCCCGACGACUCGGACUCCGACGCGUCGUUUGAUGCCAUCCCGCCACCUAUUGCUAGGCAGCGAGAGAACCCGGCCGCCCAGGCACCACCGUCCCCUGCUCCCGUCCAGGCACCUGCUCCUGAGGUCCAGUCGCCAAGUACCCUGACACCAGCGCAGGACAGGUGGGCACAGAUACGCAAGAACGCGGCGGAUCGUGCGGCACAGCAAAGGCAGAGCGAGGAUCAGAGCCAGGGUGGGUACAGUAAGACGACGGAUGGCGACGGCGACACAAGUGGAGAGGAGACUAUUGAAUCGAGGGUUGCUCGAAUCAAAGCCAGAGUGGCUGAGUUGACGGGCAACAUGGAAGGCUCGGCGCCACCCGGCAGCCGUACGCCCCCUCCGAUCCGUCGUUAAUGAGACACGCUCCAGUCCAUAGGGGUCACCUGAACGGAUGAGACGGAAAACCUAAGCUAUAUGAUUUUCGUUUAUGAUCUUCUGGUUGUUACACCUGAUCUUGCAUAAAACCAACUGAACUUGUUUUUCUUUUUUCUUUUUUUUUUCUCUCUUUCUCAUUGCUGCGAGAUUCUUCUAUUUUUGGUACUUCUGCGAGACUGAUACGUCGGCAGUUUAUUGUCAUAUUCGAUUCUGUAUGCUGGACAAGUGACACUGGGUGUCUUUUUGUCAUUUUUGGUAAUCGACGCACGAUGGGGGUGGGGGGAUGCAGUGCUUUUUGCAACAAGAUGUUAGCCUUUCUAGAAGGCCUUGGAACUGUAUUUCUUGUUGUCUACUCUUUUUCUUCUUUCUUUUCUUUUCUUUUCUUUUUUUUUUUUUUUUUUUUUGUCUCUGCCUUGACUUCUUAUACAGAAUACCCAACUAGCAGUAAUGAUUUGUG
Pyricularia oryzae 70-15 is the source of this 3683-nucleotide messenger RNA. RefSeq lists its product as uncharacterized. Bases 113 to 3205 code for a protein of 1030 amino acids. The transcript is spliced from 5 exons. The record is from RefSeq and is a predicted model, not a curated record. Lineage: Eukaryota; Fungi; Ascomycota; Sordariomycetes; Magnaporthales; Pyriculariaceae.